UUGCCAUUCAGAUGACUGGAGGAAAAUAAGCCCCCUUCAAAGGCACAACACAGAAACACUGCAGCCUUGAGUAUUAACAAGCAAAUUGCCUGAGCAUCAAAGGGUACAAGGAGAGAAUGGAAACUUCCUGUGCAGCAUACGGGGAUGUGCCUUUGCUGUCAUUGUGUCUGUAUGUUCAUGCAUGUGUGUGCGCGUGUGCAUUCUUUCACUUUACCGGAGCAGCUAACACUCAUACGCUCAGGCGGCAUGAUGUACGUAGUCCACUAAGAGUUGUGGAUAAGUGGAGAUGGGAACUUACUGGGUGCCUGCGACCCUCCUGCUCCUCUUCGCCUUUGGUAGGACUCACUCAGAGGAACACUGUAAGUACACAGACAGCGACCAAAUUGUUCGACGAGUGACAGUUCAUGGCAGUGUUAUAGUACCCUGUCCCAAUUUCAGAGCACAGGCGAUGACAUUUAAAUUGUUCAAGGGCUCAACUGUCAUCGCGAGUAAGUCAACUGAGAAUGCUCAAAAAAUGACUGAAGAAAAGAUUAGUCUAAGAAUGAAUAUGGAGAACAAGACGUGCUUUGUCCUUAACAAUGUGACUAUGGAUCAGACUGGUCUGUACACCUGUGAGGCAGAUAAGACCUACCCUCCUCCCAUGGUAAAAGUGGUGGAGAAACCUCAGGCCAUCGUGAUAGUUGACGAACCGCAACGUCCCAACGUCCGGGAAUAUGAGCUUCCCUUGUGGGUGGGCCUUGGAGUGCUUACCAUAUAUAGCUUGAUAACCACUUAUAUUGCUUUAGCACUUAGGUUCCGCCUAAGGAGAAAGGACUUUACAAGGCAUGAUUAUAUAAAUAUGAAGCCUAUAGUGCGACGGAAGAAGCAGAGGAUCCUUCACCCACCGCGGUUGAGCUGGUACAGAGAUCCUGCAACUAGCACUAUGUCCUGCAACAAACACCCCUCAACGCGAGCAACUCAUUAAACCUAGCUCAUGCACUAAAUGCCCAGCAAACGCCAAGCUGGGGCAUACCCUGAGACAGCAGAUUCAAUCUGUUAUUUUGUAAUUCUACAGAAUAUGUAGCAAAACGGUCAUGUUUCUUUUUCAGUGCAUCUUCCUUCUUUAACUGUUAAGGUUUUGUAUGAUUUUGUAGAUAAUAAAUAUUAAGAUUAAACACUUA
Messenger RNA from Electrophorus electricus (electric eel), 1160 nucleotides. Its product is annotated as T-cell-specific surface glycoprotein CD28. Gene Ontology annotation, biological process: T cell receptor signaling pathway; regulation of T cell proliferation. The record is from RefSeq and is a predicted model, not a curated record. Gene Ontology annotation, cellular component: external side of plasma membrane. Lineage: Eukaryota; Metazoa; Chordata; Actinopteri; Gymnotiformes; Gymnotidae.